This is a messenger RNA of Alternaria atra, 4707 nucleotides long. RefSeq lists its product as uncharacterized. Gene Ontology annotation, biological process: protein demethylation; regulation of transcription by RNA polymerase II. The transcript is spliced from 2 exons. The record is from RefSeq and is a predicted model, not a curated record. Bases 1 to 4707 code for a protein of 1568 amino acids. NCBI's taxonomy places the organism in Eukaryota, Fungi, Ascomycota, Dothideomycetes, Pleosporales, Pleosporaceae. Gene Ontology annotation, molecular function: transcription coregulator activity; histone demethylase activity; DNA-binding transcription factor activity, RNA polymerase II-specific.
AUGAGACGAAUCUCAUCCUUCAAGGAACAGUACAGGCGAGCUUCGGCGCGUGCCCCUACACCUCCGCCGCCUGUCUACGAGCCGCUGUCGCCCAUACUGCCGCCGACUGAGCCCUCAAUAGCGCACCCCGCCGGCCAUGCGAAUAUCCCAACCGCGUCGCUAUCAAGCACAAGGCAUAUCAAUGACACUCUGAACGUUGAACCCGUUCUCAGAGAGGGCGCGCGCGCGUCUGGGGAGCAGUCGUCGCCGGCGGUGACGUAUGGGCACUCGUCGCGCUCCGCACUUGCUCCGCCGCAGUAUUCUCUAGCGCAGGCAUCGCCCAUUGAGGCUCUCGCAGAUGUCGCCGUGACAAGGCAGCAUACGAGCCGGGCCUAUGUUGACUUUUCGCGCCAUGCUUCACACUCGGCGGCGUCGCCCACAACCGUCCCCUACCCGAUCGGCGAACGCGCCCCGGCACACGCUCCCUCCAGAGACCCUUCAUAUCCUUUUGAUGAGCGACCUGCGAAGAGAGCGCGCUCAGAGGUGUAUGGGUCUCCGCAGUAUGGGCAGUCUCAGUCGAGACCCGCUACGAGUCAUAACUCGGGCUGGUCCUACAGCAUCGAGCACAUGGUAGACGGCGGCAAUCGCAUGCACCAGAACGGUAGCGUACCAGAUGACCGACUUGUUGAAGCCCAGCUGCUGUUGGAUUUCUUCAAAGUCUCUACACAAACCGCGCACUCCCCGCCCUCGACAGCAAAGCGGUUAACCGUCUCACAGUCAGCCCCGGCCGAGCAACUGUCACAGCAGAUACAACACAAGCAAGAGCCUGAAAAUCCUUACGUAGCGCCACCGCUGCCUCCUUCCAACCACUACAGCCAGCCUACGCAGGUGCCCGUCGACCUGAAACACCCUUUAGAGGCACCCUCCGACGUAGCCCAGACCGCUUCGGCUGCGCAAACACAUACACCGCCUGAGGAAGCUCCAAUUACCGUUACACAACCCGAGAUGCAAGAUGCCGUUCCCACAGAAGAGCCAAAGGCAAAAAAGGGCCAGGGCUUGCCGAAAGGGAAGGGGCGCGCAUCCCGUAGCACCCCCUCGGCAAGUAGCAAACGGAAGAAGUCGACACCCAAACCGAAGAGUGCGACGUCUACAGGUACUUCUGGAGCUCCAGAUCAGCUUCAAUCGCCACUGAGCCUGCCCGCCGAUCAGUCUGCUGCAAUCCCAGCGGACAGCUCCGUUCCUACCGUAUCUCUAGCUGAACCAGCGCAAACCUCACCCUCACAAGCCCGUCGCCAUUCCUUCUCAACGUCGGCUCCAGCAUUGCCAAACGACCAACCUCUCUCGACAUCCUCGCGUGCGAAAUCGCUACCCCUCGGCGCGCAGACAGUCGUCCCUGUCCCUGUCCCUGUCGAAACAGUCGCUCAACCCGCACCCGCUCCGGUCGAACCAGAACUCAUAUGCGCCCAUUGCAAAUCGUCUGAAUCACCUACCAAAAUCGGCGACGGCGAGCAAUGGAUCGGGUGCGAUGGCUGCAAAGAGUGGUAUCACUACCCUUGCGCUGGCUUCAACAGCGAACGGGAGGUACGGGAGGUAAACAAAUUCUACUGCGAACCGUGUAGACCCAAGUUUGGUGAAACAACGAAGGUUCGUAAAUCCGUCAGAGCCCACACAACUGUUGACUACGCCGGUCUAAACGAGGGUGUUCUCAAAACAUCCGACGACAACCCGGAACACCACUACAUCGCAGCUUUCAAGAAUGGCGACAUCGAAUUCACCCCGGAGACGUUCGCGCGUAUGCCGGCGCAGCUCAUCACCGGUGACUUUCUCGAGAAGAUGAAUGGGUUCAAGGAGCCGAUCGUCAUACCUGGCGAUAUGAACACUCCCGCAGCGAUAACUGAGGAGGAUGUUGCUAUGGAGGACAUCGAUGGGCAGGUAGAUGAGCCGAAACUACGAUACGAGUACGAGACAGUCGCCGACGACGGUCAAGACAGUCUCGACAUGGUUAUACCCAAAGGCCUAACGGUUCGCCGUGUAGCGGAAUUGUACGGUCCAAACGAACCCGUACCGGUGAUUGACGUCAAAGCACAAGAAGGCGAAGGCAAGAAGUGGACUAUGGGGAAGUGGGCAGACUACUACGAGCAACAAGGAGAGAAGCCAGUGCGGAACGUCAUCAGUCUGGAGGUAUCUCGAAGUAGGCUAGGGAAGCUCAUUAGACGACCCAAAGCUGUUCGAGAUAUGGAUCUACAGGACGCCGUAUGGCGGGAGGACGACAAGUCUGCGCCUCCACCAGUGCAGUUCUACUGUCUGAUGUCUGUCGCAGACUGCUUCACCGACUUCCACAUCGACUUCGGCGGUUCAUCUGUGUACUAUCACAUUGUAAAGGGAAAGAAGGUCUUCUUCUUUAUCCCACCGACAAAGCAAAACCUCAAGAAGUACGAAGAUUGGUGUCUCUCACCGAAUCAAGGGCAUGACUGGCUUGGCAAACAAGUCAAGGAGUGCUACCGAGUGGACCUGUAUCCCGGAGAUACUAUGCUGAUUCCUUCCGGCUGGAUUCACGCGGUCUGGACUCCAGAGGACAGCCUUGUCAUCGGAGGUAACUUCCUCACCCGCAUACACUACGGCAUGCAAAUAAAGAUAUUAGAAAUCGAGAAGAACACCAAGGUGGCUCUUCAGUUUCGGUAUCCUUUCUUCCAGAAGAUUAUGUGGUUGACUGCCAUCAAAUAUCUAGAAGAGGAUCCUGUGCCUGGUCCAGUUCAGGAGCUCCUGCAGAGCGGCGAGCAGUUCAAACGGUCAACGCCUAUCUACUGCGAGCCAGACAGAUUCGGUCACAACUCACACCUCGGCGCACAGAACUAUAACAAACGAUACUACUCCAAACACGAGCUUGAAGGACUGAGCGAUCUGCUAAGCUACAUUUGGAGAACGGUUCUAAUCACCGAAGGGAAGAUCGAUGUGCCACAAAAGACCCGAAGCGCUGUUAAUAAGUCAAUCCCCAAGGGCCAUGGCGAGCCGCUCGUGCUGGCGCGACGCUUUGCGAUGUGGAUUGCAUGGAAGCGCGGGAACGAGACUAUACCACCUUGGGCUUUCUCUGAUGCUGUUCUUCCCGAAGUAAUGGAGACUACGGAAAAGAAGCUGAGUGCUGCUCAAGUUAAGAGGCUGGAGCGCGAGACGCUUCACGAAGCCUUGAGGGCAACGGCAGAGAGAUCUUCAGCCCGUAUAAAAGCCUCCGACGUGGUCCCCGAGCCUUCCCCUCCUGUCGAACUGGAGAACUACAACAACUUCGAUAUGGUUCCCGUCACGUCCGGUCCAUUGACUGGUUUUCUACGACCGUCGGCAAACAAUCCGCACAUCACCACACCGAAGACAUCUCAGCUGGGACCAAAACGUGUUGCGUGCGAUGCGUGUAGGAAACGCCGAAUCAGAUGCAAACACAAAGAUGAGCUGAUCGACACAUCGAAGCCGGGCAUGCACACCAUCGAUCUCUCAGGCUCGUAUGGCAUAUCUGUCAAACGUCGGCUUAGUGACCACUCCGUCGCAGAUAGUCUGUCAAAUGCCGCCAAUGGGCCAGUGAACGGGGGCCCAAUCAUGGCUGACGUGAACGGCGAUCCUUACGCCCUCAAAUCUGGCAGAGUCAAGGCAUGUGCUGACUGUAGAAAGAGCAAGCGUCGCUGCAUACAUGACGAAUACGGCAAUGUUGAUCCCGUCAAGGCCAACGAGAUUCCCAUUCCGCGGGGUUCUGCGUCAAAGAAGCGAAGGGUCAGUGAUGAGGACUCGGCUUCAACAGCGAAACGGAUGAGACACGAGUCUUCAUACGACGACGAAUACAUGAAUGGAGACAUGCACGCACGACAUUCCCUGCCGAAUCAGUUCAGUAGUGGUUCGUCCUUCCUCCAGGAGAUGGCCUAUUCUGCGCAGCAAGCACUAGACCAAAGCCCUGAAAAUGAUGAUCUGGCGCCUGUUGAUCCUGCCCUCCAAUCGUACACCAACGGCGACUACAACCACAUGGACAUGACGAACUCAUACCACACCAAUGGCGAUACUGUCAUGUCGUCAGUCGAGUAUCAACCGAUCGACCCGAUGCUUAUGGACGGAAUGGAGCUCACAGGCCAUAGUGGUGAAGUACACGGUCCCAGCGUAGAGCCGCUCACACCUGGUCCGCCACCCCACAACGAUACCUCCUCGCACGUGCAAACAAACGGCUUUACGUCAAAGUCUGGACCAGAACACCAUGCCGUCCGCCACCCCUCAUCACCUGUGUCACCCAGACACGUCUCCGCAGCAUCCCCCUCGACAAAUAACAACCACAACAGCCACCACCACACCUAUAGCCCCUACAUAACCUCUCCCCCGACAAACACUUACAACAAUUUCACUACAAACUCAGAUUUCCCUCCCCCACCGAUCACACCCACGCUCAACAACUCGUACAAAGCUCGCACACAGCACUCGUCAGGCCGCAAACCUAGUCAUACACCGUCGCGCGCUGGGCGCAACAGCAAGACGCCUAAAUCAACGCCCAGCAAACGACAAGACAACGGCACUGGCGGCAUCAAACUCGAGCAUGGCCUGAGUAUGGGGACGGGCAUGGGUAUCAGCGUAGGCAUGAAUGGUGGUAUGAAUAUGGGGAGUAUGCUCAACAUGAUUGAUCCCAACCUCGAUCAAGCGAGCUUUGAUCUCAUCAAGCAAUUGCAACAGGAGGAUUUGGGACUGCGGAGACGGAGCCGUUGA